AUGGUCUCGGCGUUUCCCGGCUGGACAACGUGGAACACACUCGCAGCUACUCCAUAUUACACCCGUUUUUCGCCCGUUCUCAGCCAGAACGAAGGGGAAGAGGGAAGCGCGGCUGUCCGACUCGAACCUCCCAACCGACCGCUGUUGGUCGUUGAUGAUGUCCGGCUGUGUACCCUGGCAGAGAAGGGCGUACAAUCAACAUAUUCUUCAGACGAGAUCCACGUGCUCCAAUCUGGUAUUUCUCUCCUCGUCUUCCACUCGUCACAGACGGCCUUUUACUGGAAUCGACCUCGCGAGAGUGCAAGGAAAAAACGGACGUUGUAUUGGCGGUACAUUGCGACCCACAAUGCACACCCAGCACGCAUUUUUUCCGAGAAGCUCCCGCAGACUUGGAAGCUUGCCUCGGUGUACCUCAAGUGGUGCUCUUUAGGUGCUAAAUUUUCCCUUCGUCCCGUCAUUGCUGACAAAUUACGUCAAGGAGCGCUAACUUCAUUGAACUCCAAAGUCAAGAUACCGUAUUCACUCAGGCAUAGCCAAGAACUCACCAGCCUGCUUGAUUCUCUUGGAGAGCCGCGGCCUUCAUCGCAAAUGCACUCGGAUUGGGAGCGACUGGCUGAGGACACGAGGGACCCGAUCGCGGAGAGCAGUCUGCGGUUGUGGAAUCAACAGUCGCCAGGAAUAGAAAGAAGCGCGGAAGAGACGGGCGAGGACAUCAUCCUCGCGGAGAACGCUGAUGAGGAGACGCGCAAACUGCAGAUUUCCAUCAUUGCUAGCGUGCUCGUCGAGAAAUAUACCCACCAGGCCGCCGAAGAGACUAUUUCGGAAGCGUAUUCAUCGCCUGCAAGAUCGAAAGUCAUGAAUGGGCUUUUUUGGACCUUAAAUUAUCUUACUCUGGGGGCAUUCCUCCGAUAUCACCAUCGACUGGCAGAAGUGCGGUCAGCUAUAAUCACGGACGAACAGUGGCGGAGUCAUAUCUUACAACUGGUCAAGGAGUGGGAGGAGUUCAAUCUCAUCUCCACGGUGCUACUUUCAGCAUCAGCGGGAAUUCUCGCGCUUCCUAGCGUUCAAGGGGUCCCAAGAACCGCAAUAUUAAUAUCAAUUCUUGGCUCAUUCGCAAGUGUCACAAGCGGGUUAUACUGCAUUUCCAUGUACCAGGUCCGCACCAAGGACGAGCGCUCAAACGAGCGCACUAAUGACAUGGACAAGUUCAACUACAGCGAAUACACCUCCGACAACAAGACUGUUUCGCUCGUGCUUGGUCUACCCAUGGCAUUCCUCGUCUGGGCGCUUGUCGCCUUCACCGUUGGCAUCUUGUCGUACAACGUCGUCGCCACCAAAACGGCCGGGCGUGUUUCGGAUGUCGCCUAUGCAGUUAUAGCGGUCGCGAUCGUGAUGCUGAUCCUGCUUGUACUCGCAUUGUACAGCCUUUCGAGCCUGUGGGGCGUUAUUGAUGGGCAUUCUCGUGCUCGAAGGUUUUUCCGAUUUGUGUUGGGGAGGCGGGCAGGCAAAGGGGGAGCGGGCAAGCUGGAUGAGUCGAGUAGGGAAGGUCUGGAGAUAGUGAGGGCGGUUUCGCCGAAAGUCAGGGUUCCUGUUUGA
Molecule: messenger RNA, 1596 nt
Organism: Mycena indigotica
Lineage: Eukaryota; Fungi; Basidiomycota; Agaricomycetes; Agaricales; Mycenaceae
Exons: 6
Coding region: 1-1596 (531 amino acids)
Source: RefSeq, a predicted model, not a curated record